ACUACGCACUUAUAAAGCAAUGCAGUUUCCAAUAACGUUAAUACUUCCAUUUCUUCUGUUUUUGGGUAUAUUUUAUAAAUCAGAAGCUCGAACUCCUAAACUAUGUAAUAUAGCUUAUGAUUGCACUAAUGAAGAAAACCCUGUUUGGGCAACGACUAAUGGACAAUUUUGUGAAGUAUUUCGAAAUGAAUGCAUUCGUUUGAGUGAAAACUGCAAUCGUGUCAAUACAAAUCGACCAGAAGCAAAGAGGAUAUCUAGAAGGAAAUGUCAAGAGCUGUGUCGUUCUCAAGUGUGUUUGACAGUUUAUACACCAGUUUGUGGGAUUUACAAUAAUAAAAAACGUACUUUUGGUAAUGACUGUGAGAUGAGUAGAUAUAUAUGCAAAACUGGUCAAACAUUCAGCCUUUAUAAACGAGGAGCUUGUGAAAAGGGUCGUCUUGAAUAAAGCAAAAAGGGUAUAGUUAAGUUUGCAAGAAGAAAAAGAACAUCCAAGCUGUAAACUACUGGAUAUGGAGCUGUGUUAAGUAUUCAAUAAGCAUUCUUUUAAGUGUCAGAAAUGUUCUAAAUUGUAAUCCGAAGGAAGAAAUGAAA
Molecule: messenger RNA, 591 nt
Organism: Eupeodes corollae
Lineage: Eukaryota; Metazoa; Arthropoda; Insecta; Diptera; Syrphidae
Product: U-Kazal-Dg21.2-like
Exons: 3
Coding region: 20-445 (141 amino acids)
Molecular function (GO): protein binding
Source: RefSeq, a predicted model, not a curated record